This is a messenger RNA of Malassezia japonica, 741 nucleotides long. RefSeq lists its product as uncharacterized. Gene Ontology annotation, cellular component: nucleus. The record is from RefSeq and is a predicted model, not a curated record. The coding region runs from base 1 to 741 and encodes 246 amino acids. NCBI's taxonomy places the organism in Eukaryota, Fungi, Basidiomycota, Malasseziomycetes, Malasseziales, Malasseziaceae. Gene Ontology annotation, biological process: poly(A)+ mRNA export from nucleus. The transcript is spliced from 3 exons.
AUGGAAGCUCAACUGCAGUCGCUCAAGGUCCCUGAACUCAAGGACCUUCUCCAAAAGGCGUCGCUGCCGAUCACCGGCAACAAGCCGGAUCUGAUCAAGCGUCUGCUCGAGAACCCUGCGGCGACGGCGUCGCUCGGCGGCGAAUCGACCGACGCGCCUAGCACCGAGUCCGAGGCCGCGCCGGCUGCCGCGCCCGUCGCACCGGCUGCCGAGGCUGCUGCUCCGGCUGCCGCGCCUGCCGCAGCUGCGCCUGCUGCGGCCGACGCGCCCAAGGCCGACGCGCCUGCUGACGCGCCUGCUGACGAGACUGCCGACGCGCCUGCUGCCGAGCCCGCGCAGCCGAGCCAGGAGGAGCGUACGCAGGCGCACCUCGCCGAGCUCGAGAAGCGCAAGGCGCGUGCGCUGCGUUUCGGCCAGCCGACCGAGGAGCUCGAGAAGGAGAUCGAGCGCGUGGCCAAGUUCGGCCUGCCGACGACCGAGGGCGCCGCGUCGGAGCGCGUCGACGGUGGCCUGAAGAAGCGUGCGCCGCCUGCGCAGGACAAAAAGGCCCCGAAGGCCGCCAAGACUGAGGCGAAGAAGCCGGCGGAGCCUGCCGCGCCUGCCGCGCCUGCCGUUUCCGAAGAGGAACUUGCGCGGAGACAGCGCCGUGCCGAGCGCUUCGGUCUCGUGAACCCCGCAGAGGAAGACAAGAAGCGCAGCCGUGCCGAGCGUUUCGGCGCCGCGGCGCCGAGCGAGGCCUAG